Scaptodrosophila lebanonensis is the source of this 3124-nucleotide messenger RNA. Its product is annotated as protein SPT2 homolog. Gene Ontology annotation, cellular component: nucleolus. NCBI's taxonomy places the organism in Eukaryota, Metazoa, Arthropoda, Insecta, Diptera, Drosophilidae. The transcript has 4 exons. Gene Ontology annotation, biological process: regulation of DNA-templated transcription; nucleosome assembly. The record is from RefSeq and is a predicted model, not a curated record. The coding region runs from base 98 to 1870 and encodes 590 amino acids. Gene Ontology annotation, molecular function: DNA binding; histone binding.
ACGUCCCUAAAAAGAAACGCAAAUACAACGCGUUCAAUUUAUUUUGAUACAAAUUGGAGACUAUAUUUCGGUGACAUCAUAUAGAGGGACACCUAACAUGGACUUCGGCGCGCUGCUGCAUUAUGCCAAGAAAAAGAACGAUGCAACUACAAAAGAUGAGCAGGGUAAAUUCUACAGCACCAAAUAUGCACCACCCAAGAAGGAGAGCAAGGAGAGUAAACAACUUUCGAACAACAUACAAAAGUUUCUCAAGAAGCGUGAAGCAGAGGAGCAGCAACGUAAACGGGAGGAGCGAGAGAAGCUUUCCAAUCUGCUGGCCAUGCGCGAUGAAAAGUCCAAAAAUAAAAUUCGGAAAAUGCUAAAAGUCACAAAGUCGGCCAAUAAGUCUGUGCUCGAAGAUGCCAAGGAUGGUGGCACUAUGGACGGACCCGAUCAUGCAGAUGGUGAUGACUACGGUUACGUAUCUACUGAAGCAAACGCAUUUUAUCAGAAAUACAUAGAAAAAGUAAAGGAUGUGAAGGAGGAUAAAGGAUUUGCGCCAAGUCGUCCGCAAUCAUUGCGUGAUCUCAGCGGCACUAAAGAGCGGGUCAAGGCGGCAAUAACGCGGGAGCGUGAGGAGGCUAAGACUCAUACGCGACAACGCAGCAGCAUCGGAGCAGCACCAAACACGCCAAGCUCGAGCUCUAGCAGCAAGGACGUAAAUGUCGCCCGUGCAUAUGGCACAUCAAAAACUCUUUAUGAUCCGGAAGUGGAGCGCCGCGAGGAGGAGCGCAAAAAACGCGAGGAAGACCAAAAGAAGGCGAAAUCCAAGAGGCCGCUUCAGCCACCGCCGAUGGAUUUUCAGGCUCUGCUGCGUCUGGCUGAAAAGAAGCAACAUGAACCGGUUAUAUUUGCUGCACCGGAGAAGAAAAGGGAGCCAGAGCGACUGUUGUCAGCGCGUGAGAAACGCGAACUUGAGGAGCGUCAGCGACAAAAGGACGAACGUGCGCGCCGGGAACGCGAACGCUUGCGUGAUGGAGAUCAAAAGUCAAAGGAAACGCGAAAAGAGAACGGAACCACCAGCGGCAGUAGCAGUGGCAGCGGCAGCUGCAGCAGCAAUCGAAUGGAACCAAAUGGACGUAUACCAAAGCUCAAUAGCGCUGCCUCCGCCACACCAAACACAUCGAGUGUGUCGAAAUCGGUAACACCGAAGUCAACAACAAUUGUUCAUAGUGAGUCCAAAGUCAAGCCCACAAGUGAUAGCCUUAAGCGACCAGCCACAUCAAUGGCAAAUUCGUCGAAAGCCAAUGUUAACAAUACAACAAAAACAACAGCCUCGUCCUCAACGAUCAGUAAAGCAAACACAGCACCAUCUACAAAAACACAAACGAGCAGCAGUGCCGGCACUUCGAAGGCCAGUCAAUCUCGAAAUCCCUACGCUGCGGCCAGCAAGACAAAUUCAACUCGCGAGUUUCCGCCACGCGACUCAGUCAACGUCACCAAAACUCGACAAUUCCCACCGCCCGAUGUCAGAGGACGUCCAGCGCCACCUCCUCGCAGACCAGCCGAGCCAGUCAACAAAAAACGUAUCUACGAUGAUGAUGAAGAUGAAUACGACUCUGAGUUGGAUGAUUUCAUCGAUGAUGGAGACUGCGAAGAGGACAUAUCAUCGCAUAUACGUGAUAUCUUUGGCUAUGAUAAGCGGAGAUACCGCGAUCAGGACUUUGAUGAUCGAGAAAUGGAGUCAAGUUUUGCUCAAAUGCAGCGCGAAGAAUUUAUAAGCAAAAAAUUAGGCUUACAAGAGGACUUGGAAGAUAUGCGGAUGGAAGCGGAGCACAAAAAACGUAAAAUUGCCCACAAACGUACCAGACGAAUAUCCGAUGAUGAUUAACCAUACGCUUAAUACAACUUUAAAACUGCGUGCAGUGUCAACUUAUAGGUUGAUAUUCAGGUACACGAACCUACAGAGCACAGAUUCGUUUUUAUAACGCAGAAAAGGGCUCCGCAAUGCCAAACCCAACCACAUUCUCAACUCUUAAAGGUGCGUUGCUUUUCGUCAACGUGCCCAAGUUCCCAAAACCAGAGCCGAGUGCCUUGUCGCAAUAAUAAUCAUUAUGAUUUUCAUUUUUAUACUCUUUGAAAACAUGGUUCGUUAAUUAUUUUUAAAAAAUAUAGCAGGAACAAGGAGAAUCUUUAGAAAACUGAGACUGUGCUACUCCUUUUGAUACAUUAGCCAGCAUAAGCUGGCAUGUUUAAAAGUAUUUAGAAAUUCUACAAACAGGGUUUUUCCGAUUGCAGUUUAAAUUAUAAUACUGUGCACCAAAGGAUAAAAACAUUUCUUGUAAGGUCAAAACUCUUCAUGUAUCUUUGCCUUUGAAAUCUGGAACAAAACCUAAUUCGGGCUAACAACAUUUUGUUUAUCUUCACAUUGGUUUUAGUGGCUAAGCAAUUAUAUCAAUAUAAUAAUAUUAUAUCAAAUUUAAGAGAUCGUUAAUGGUGGUAUUUUUGUUUUUGUAUUUAUUUAACAUUAGGUAUCUGUGUGAUAACGCGAGUGGAUAGAUUCGACCUUUUUUUCUGUCCGUACGUAUUUACGCCAACUAUUAUCUCAAUUUUGAACAGAUGUGUAGGGAUACUAUUGUAGAUAAUAGAAAGUUCUCCCCAAUGCAGUAUAAUCAACUUUGCAUUUUUCGAUAUUUUUGUAUAUAUUUAUAUAUUACACAUGAACAUAACUACUUCAUAUCGUAAGCUGAACCCGAUAAACAGAAGCAAAACAAUAACCCAACGGGCUAAUUCUCUAUAACAUGUAUAGCUGCCAUAUAAACGAUGUUUUACAAAAGUUGUAGUAGUAGCACUAUUACUACUUCUACUACUACUAUAACGGUUUUUGUAAUAUAAACAAUUAUGCUUAUGAAUAUCCAAGUUCCGUAGCGAGAAGUGUGUCCGUAUACCUAACGAUGUUUUAAAGCUUGUCAAAAAUCCAAGAAAAAAAUGUUUCAGCCAAGAAACAUUAAAUUUUUAUCAGUUUUUGUGAAAUGAAUUACCUACAAAGUGUAUACCUCCAUAUAGAGUACGGUUUUCUAACUUAAUUCUUGUGUAGAGCUAUUUGGUAGCUUAUAGUGCGUUUCAUAUUUAUAGGACACCUAUU